AUGGUGCAGUAUUCCCGUCUGCUGAACGUACAGGCCCGCAAGGUUGCGCGGUAUGCCGUGGAUGCACAGCAGCGUCAGUUCCAUGCAUCAUGUGCCGCCGCUUCCAAGGUCGCUCUGUCCAAGUUCGACCAGACUGUGUACCUGCCGUACGAGAAGCUGCAGAAGAAUCUCGAGGUGGUGAAGAAGCGUCUCGGACGUCCGCUCACCCUCAGCGAGAAGGUGCUCUACUCGCAUCUGGAUGAUCCGGCGCACCAGGACAUUCAGCGUGGUGUUUCGUACCUGCGCCUGCGACCGGAUCGUGUGGCGAUGCAGGAUGCUACCGCACAGAUGGCCAUGCUGCAGUUCAUCUCCUCGGGGCUGCCGAAGGUCGCCGUCCCAUCCACCAUCCACUGCGAUCAUUUGAUUGAGGCACAGAUCGGUGGCGAGAAGGAUUUGGCUCGCGCAAAGGACAUCAACGCGGAAGUGUACAAGUUCCUGUCGACGGCUGGUGCCAAGUAUGGUGUUGGUUUCUGGAAACCAGGAUCGGGUAUCAUCCAUCAGAUUAUUUUGGAGAAUUACGCCUUCCCGGGUCUGUUGAUGAUCGGUACGGAUUCACACACACCAAACGGUGGCGGUCUCGGUGGACUGUGUAUCGGUGUGGGCGGUGCUGAUGCCGUCGAUGUAAUGGCCAAUAUCCCGUGGGAAUUGAAGUGCCCGAACGUAAUCGGUGUACACUUGACGGGCAAGAUUAGCGGCUGGACUUCACCGAAGGACGUUAUUCUGAAGGUGGCCGACAUUCUGACGGUAAAGGGCGGUACUGGUGCGAUCGUCGAGUACAUGGGCAAUGGUGUGGAUUCGAUCUCGUGUACUGGAAUGGCUACCAUCUGUAACAUGGGUGCGGAAAUUGGUGCCACCACGUCGGUCUUCCCCUUCAACAAGCGCAUGGCAGAUUAUCUGGCAUCGACCGGUCGUUCUGCGAUUGCCGCUGAAGCUGGCAAGUACCAGAAGAGCGUAUUGACCGCUGACUCUGGUGCCAAGUACGAUCAGGUAAUCGAGAUCAACCUGGACAAGCUGGAACCGCAUAUCAACGGACCGUUCACACCGGAUCUGGCCCACCCGAUCAGCAAGCUGGGUGCGAACGCGAAGAAGAACGGAUACCCGAUGGACAUCCGCGUCGGUUUGAUUGGUUCGUGCACGAACUCGUCGUACGAAGAUAUGGGCCGUUGCGCUUCGAUCGCCAAGAACGCGAUGAAGCACGGCCUGAAGUCGAAAAUUCCGUUCAACGUAACGCCCGGAUCGGAACAGAUCCGUGCCACGAUCGAGCGCGAUGGUAUUGCGAAGACGUUCAAGGAGUUCGGUGGCACCGUGCUGGCAAACGCUUGCGGACCCUGCAUCGGCCAGUGGGAUCGUAAGGAUGUGAAGAAGGGCGAGAAGAACACGAUCGUGACGUCGUACAACCGUAACUUCACCGGUCGUAAUGACGCCAACCCUGCUACGCAUUGCUUCGUUACGAGCCCUGAACUGGUGACGGCUCUGUCCAUUGCUGGUACUUUGAAUUUCAACCCAUUGACCGAUGAACUGACCGGUGCCGAUGGUAAGAAGUUCAAGUUGGAAUCGCCGUUCGGUGAUGAGCUCCCGCAGAAAGGAUUCGACCCUGGCAUGGACACUUACGAAGCACCACCAUCGGAUGGUUCCAAGGUGAAGGUUGAUGUGGACCCUAAGAGCCAGCGUCUUCAGCUGCUUGAACCGUUCGAUGUCUGGAACGGUAAGGAUAUGAGCGAUAUGACCGUGCUGAUUAAGGUUAAGGGCAAGUGUACCACCGAUCACAUUUCCGCUGCCGGUCCGUGGUUGAAGUACCGUGGCCAUUUGGAUAACAUCUCCAACAAUAUGUUCAUCGGUGCCACCAAUAUCGAAAACAACGAAAUGAACAAAAUUAAGAACCAGGUGUCGGGCGAAUGGGCUGGCGUUCCGGAUGUUGCCCGUUUCUACAAGGCCAAGGGUAUCAAGUGGGUUGCUGUUGGUGACGAGAACUACGGUGAGGGCUCAUCCCGCGAACACGCUGCACUGGAACCACGCCAUUUGGGUGGCCGCGCCAUCAUUACUAAGUCAUUCGCCCGUAUUCACGAAACGAACCUCAAGAAGCAGGGCCUGCUGCCGCUGACCUUUGCUAACCCCGCCGACUACGACAAGGUCCAACCGCACUCGAAGAUCUCGAUCCUGGGACUGAACAACUUUGCCCCAGGCAAGCAGCUGGACUGUGAGAUCAAGACCGACGGUAAGGUAGACAAGAUUAAGCUGAACCACUCGUUCAACGAACAGCAGAUCGAAUGGUUCAAGGCGGGUAGCGCUCUGAACCGUAUGAAGCAAAUCGCGGCCAAUAAGUAA
Messenger RNA from Anopheles marshallii, 2364 nucleotides. Its product is annotated as probable aconitate hydratase, mitochondrial. Gene Ontology annotation, cellular component: mitochondrion; cytosol. The record is from RefSeq and is a predicted model, not a curated record. Lineage: Eukaryota; Metazoa; Arthropoda; Insecta; Diptera; Culicidae. Gene Ontology annotation, molecular function: 4 iron, 4 sulfur cluster binding; aconitate hydratase activity. The transcript has 6 exons. Gene Ontology annotation, biological process: tricarboxylic acid cycle. The coding region runs from base 1 to 2364 and encodes 787 amino acids.